Humulus lupulus (European hop) is the source of this 1263-nucleotide messenger RNA. RefSeq names its product COMPASS-like H3K4 histone methylase component WDR5B. Gene Ontology annotation, molecular function: protein binding. The coding region runs from base 35 to 982 and encodes 315 amino acids. The transcript is spliced from 2 exons. The record is from RefSeq and is a predicted model, not a curated record. Lineage: Eukaryota; Viridiplantae; Streptophyta; Magnoliopsida; Rosales; Cannabaceae.
UUCUUCGUGUAAAUCCUAAACAAGGCGCACAAAAAUGGCGAGCAGCGGGCAAGAAGCGGCGCCUUACACCCCUUACCGGUACCUGAAGACGCUUCGGGCCCACGAACGCGCCAUCUCAUGUGUGAAAUUCUCAAACGACGGCACCCUCUUGGCCUCUGCCUCCCUCGACAAGACCAUUGCUAUUUGGUCCUCCUCCUCUCUCUCCCUCCUCCACCGCCUCGUCGGUCACUCCGAGGGCAUCUCCGACCUUGCCUGGUCCUCCGACUCCCACUACAUCUGUUCCGCUUCUGACGACCGCACUCUCCGCAUCUGGGACGCACGCUCCGCCAAAGGUGAAUGCGUCAAGACUCUCCGUGGCCACUCCGACCUAGUUUUCUGCGUCAACUUCAACCCCCAGUCUAACCUCAUCGUCUCCGGCUCCUUCGACGAUACGAUUAGGAUCUGGGAAGUCAAAACCGGCAAGUGCCUUCACUCAAUUAAGGCUCACUCUAUGCCCGUUACCUCCGUACACUUUAAUCGCGAUGGUUCGCUCAUCGUGUCCGGUAGUCAUGAUGGGUCCUGCAAGAUUUGGGACUCCGCCACUGGUGCUUGCUUGAAGACCCUUAUUGACGAUAAGGUCCCUGCUGUGUCUUUCGCUAAGUUUUCCCCCAAUGGCAAGUUCAUACUCGUUGCCACUCUCAAUGACACACUGAAGCUGUGGAACUACUCAACUGGUAAGUUUUUGAAAAUCUACAGUGGACACGUGAACAAAAUAUACUGCAUUACAUCUACAUUUUCUGUGACAAAUGGGAAGUACAUUGUGAGUGGAUCAGAGGAUAGAUGUGUAUAUUUAUGGGAUCUCCAACAUAAAAAUAUGGUUCAGAGACUUGAAGGCCACACUGAUACUGUAAUCUCUGUUUCAUGUCACCCUACUGAGAACAAAAUUGCCUCUGCGGGCCUUGAAGGCGAUAAAACUGUUAGGAUUUGGGUUCAAGAUGCCUGAGCCAUAAUGACAUUGUAGGGGCAAGAAUUCUUCCUACGACAGAAACUGGUAUUCUCUAUCGGCUGUGUAUAUAAUAUAAUGUGUAUUGUUUUGAAAACAGUUAGAAUCUUUGAGCUGCUGGUUAUUGCAAAUCGGUUUCCUAUAGGAUAAUUAUACAUGUAAAUGGUUCAUCCUAUUUUGCCUUGAGUUGAAUCCCUGAGUUUGUCGAAGACAGGACAUCUCUAGUGUUUUCAGGUGAAUUGGAAGAAAGAAAUAACAGUUGGUUUAAUAGUUUCAUUUGA